Molecule: messenger RNA, 5173 nt
Organism: Artibeus jamaicensis (Jamaican fruit-eating bat)
Lineage: Eukaryota; Metazoa; Chordata; Mammalia; Chiroptera; Phyllostomidae
Gene: ANKRD29
Product: ankyrin repeat domain 29
Exons: 9
Coding region: 2100-2855 (251 amino acids)
Biological process (GO): RNA processing
Molecular function (GO): RNA binding; RNA nuclease activity; protein binding
Source: RefSeq, a predicted model, not a curated record
UGCUGCAUUCUGGGCAGCGAGGAGAGGAAACCUGGCUCUGCUCAGGCUGCUGCUGAACAGCGGUCGGGUGGACGUGGACUGCAGGGACAGUGUACGGAUGGACUCGUUCGGUAUACGCAUGCCAAGGACACGCCACGUCCCCCGUUGGCAUGAGAGCACCUCCUGAACACAUUUCCCUUAACUGCUUAUCUACUCGUUCAUGUGUUUGCUUGCUUCAUUCUUUUCAAAAAGUCCAAGGCACCACAGUGAACUUAAAAACGUACUGGGGAAACUAUCACAUGCAUAAAACCACAGGAGGCCACAAUAGGGAGAGAGACACUUGACCAGGAAUCUGAAUUGGCAGAUUCCAAGAAGCGGUGUUUAGUAAAGAGAAUUCAAACCAGCUGCUUUCAUGAAAAGGUGGAGAUAAUUUAGAGUGGAGGAAGGCUGCUGUGGAGGUGGCAGUUAGGUUUUUUCCUUCAAGGAUGAGAGAACAGAGAGGGAGCCUCCCCCAGAUUCUUUCCCUCUCAUUACCUUUGCAAACAUCAGUACACUAAUUGGCAAUUAAGGGGAACUAAAAAUAGACACUACUGCCCGCCUACGGCCUGGACUAAGAUGGCCCCGCCCUCCCCAGCUAGAGGUAAAGAUUUCUCUGUACUCAGCGUGACUUCUCCACAUCUUUGGGGACAAGGAGGACUCAGAGGAGAGAGAGAGGACAGAUGUUUUGAUUUUAGGAUUUGAAUAAAAAUGUUUUUCAGAGGAGUCUUAUUGUUUUCCUGAAAACAGGAUGUGCCAUUUCCAGCUUUUAUUGCACAAAUAUGGUCAUUGAGAUCAGCCACAGUGCACCCGCUGGGGGCAUCAGUGCAGGGCACCUUGGGUUUGCACCUCCAGGUCCACUCAGCCUUCUCCAGCUCCCCCUGUUCCCCAGCACCUGAACUGUACGGUCUGUCCCAGUGGGCUUGCUUCCCUCUUACUUCCAGUUGGGUUUGGCCAAUGGGAGCAUUGGCAGGGGUCAGAGAGUGGAAUGACUGAUGUUGGGGAGCCCAGUGCACCCUCCCCCACCCCACUCUCUCUGGCAGCAGCAUCCUGGGAGCCACCACCUUCCCCCUCCUGCCUUCAGGCCUGGGCUGGCUGUGGAGCCCGCUGUUCAGUUCCCAGGGCUACACUGAUCUUUACAGUAUCCUUCCUCUCAGGGCACAGCUUUAUAAAUAGUCCCCUUGUUAAACUUUCUUCCAGUUAUCUCACUUUCAGUGUGCCAUCUGUUCCUUGCCAGGACCCAGACUGAUAGGAGGUCUUGGGCAUCUGGGCCCUGGCCAUCCCUCCCUUACUUGGCCUCACUGGGCAGUAGCGCCACAAUGGGCAAAGCUGCAGCAGGGACACUGGUUUUCAUUGUGGCCUCAUCCACCAACCAGGUCAAUGGCCAUUUUCCCCUCUUUUCUUGAAACCACUUUUGUUUAGACACCUCUCUGACUUUCUCCUGGCUUUUAGCUUCCCAGGGUCACUGAAUAGUGCCACACAUGUCCUGCCCCCCGGACAGCACCCCACACUGUCAGCCCCCAGGGCCCUUUCCCCAUCAGAGCUCACCUCCCACCACCAUCCCCUUCCCCUUGGGGCUCACACUCAGUCUCUCUCUGUCUGCUGGGUGACCCAGUAGCUAUUUUGAUCAAAAAAUUUGCUUCUAUAAAUAGAUACUAAUGUGCUUUAGGACACUCCUUGUUUAAAAGAAAAAGUCACUUUCCAAGGGGCUCUCAGGAAGGAUGAUUUCUUAACUCAAAGGAGCAAGUCUAAAUGAUGGUGAUUUCAGACGCUCUCUUAUUUUGAAAGGGCUUCUACAGUUGGUGGUGGCUAAGGGGCAGGGAGAUGUUUGGGACGGUGCAGGCCCUGGUUUCCUCCAGAUUGCACGGGGCGGGGUUCCUGCCUCCUCCACAUGCCACCUGAACACGGAGUCUGGGUUCCAGGAUGGUUUCUUCCUGUGAAUGAUCUCUAGGCUAGUGUGGCCCUCACCAGUGGGGCCAAGCCCAGGGUCCCCUAGGAUGCCAGGAGAGCCAGUGGAAUGCAAGGAGAGGCCCCAGGCCUUUGCUGGGAACUGCUCCUAACCUCAGUAUGGCACCACGCUCCUCAUGGUCGCCUCCUAUGCUGGUCACAUAGACUGUGUGAGGGAACUCGUUCUCCAAGGAGCGGACAUCAAUCUCCAGAGAGAGUCAGGUACAACUGCCCUGUUCUUCGCUGCUCAGCAAGGCCAUAAUGACGUCGUGAGAUUUCUCUUUGAAUUUGGAGCAUCCACUGAGUUUAGGACCAAAGACGGGGGCACUGCCCUCUUGGCUGCCAGUCAGUAUGGACACAGGCAGGUGGUGGACACCUUGCUGAAGCAUGGAGCCAACAUCCACGACCAGCUCUGUGACGGGGCUACAGCACUCUUCCUGGCCGCCCAAGGCGGUUACUUGGAUGUGACUCGGUUACUGUUGUCUUCAGGAGCUAAGGUCAACCAGCCGAGGCAGGACGGGACAGCGCCGCUGUGGAUCGCGUCUCAGAUGGGCCACAGCGACGUGGUGAGGGUGAUGCUGCUGCGUGGAGCUGACCGCGACGCCGCCCGCAAUGAUGGUACAACAGCAUUACUGAAAGCAGCCAACCAAGGGUAUAAUGAUGUUAUAGAGGAGCUGCUGAAAUUCUCACCUACCCUUGGUAUUUUGAAGAAUGGGACGUCGGCCCUCCAUGCGGCAGUGCUCAGCGGGAAUAUUAAAACAGUCGCGCUGCUCCUGGAAGCAGGGGCAGACCCUGCCCUGAGAAACAAGGCCAAUAAACUUCCUGCAGAACUAACCCAAAACGAGCGUAUAUUACGCCUCCUCCGAAGUAAAGAAGGACGCAGGAAGAGCUAACUUAGAUGUAAAUGUGACUAAAAGGUAGAAAUUUAACCACAUUGUCCAACUAGAAAUUGCUUUCAAAUAGUGUUGGAAAUUCUUUUAAGACAGAAAAUGCUCUGAAUGCCCGCCCUGGGUCCCUGCCCAAGAAGAGCUGUGCUUCAUGCCCUGAAGCAGGAACAGAGCAGCUCAGGGACCCCUUCCCUCACCUGCACGGGCUUCUCCUUCUCGCACUGGCCCAAGACCCCGCUCCGGUGGGGCCUGGCAGUUUCUCGGGUUCCACAGAAACUCAUUUUAAACUGUACUAGCUUGGGUUUCUCUAAUUGUUAGUAGUUAAACUUUUCAUUGCGAAACCUUCCAAGCGCUUUAAAUAAGAAGACAGAAAUAUCGUAAGCCUUUAAAAGACUGAAAGUCCAACCUUCAGUGUAUCAAUGCACUUUUGCUUUUGUGUUAAAUGUAAAUGCGCUAAAAUAUAUACCUCCAUUCUGUUUUACACAUAAACAUGUAUGUCAUUCCAGUGUAAAAUGUUUUCUUCUACCCAAGGAGUAUAGCCAUGGUUACUAAGACUUAAUGAAGUGUAAAGUUGUGUUAUUAAAAAGCCAUUUCUGACAUUCCUCCAUGUGCUUUUCAAAGAUGGGCUAUUGCACUAUACAAAAGACAAAAAUGCUCAUUUGUGAAUGGAUCCUCAUGUUCUUCCUAAUGUGUAAAAAUCCUUUCUACCUGUUGUCCAUAGUGUCAGUAUGGUAGUACACAAGUGGCAAAUUUGGAAAUUCAGAAAAUUACAAAUGACACGAAAUGUAGGCUUGUUCCUUUGAGCUUUUACUCUGGUUCUGUUAUUGGGAAUCUACUUCCUGUGCCGUAACUAAGGAGGUUUAACAUGCUGCAGAAUCUCGAGCUUCCGAGUCACAUUGCUUGAUACAGUGACUUCUCAGCCCUUAGAUAAAACAUGAUGUGUGCAAGUACAAUAUGUCGCUAUCACUAUUGAAGGGUAUAAGUAAUAAAAGACUGUUAUUAGUAUUUAGUAAGUGUUCAUCUGUGCAUGCGUUGAAUGAUUCCAAGAAAGAAACCCGUGUUUUAUUGAAAUGCUCCCUUGAGAACAGGUGUCAAAUUUGUAAUUGAUGCACUUUACAGCCAGUGGUGUCUACCUGCCUCAUUCGGUGCCUACUAACUGCACACACAUAGACCGACCCUUCUGUCUGCAACCUGCCGUGUUAGACGCUGAUGGCGUUUCUGUUACUGAAAAACGCAUCUUUUGUUUUCUUGUUCAUGUUCUGCUCUGGUUUGCAGCCAGUGCUCCAUGUAACUACAUGUUAAAAUGGAGGGAGAUGUAAUCCCAAGAGAUUUUUUUAACCAUCUUGCACUGUCACUAAAAGCAGUUUCUUUAAGCCGGCAAAUAAUAGAGUAUAAUUUUGAAAUUAGAGGACAUUCUCUUAAAGUUUGUUAUGAUCAGUAAAAUAAUCAGUCAACCAAAAUCAGCUUAUUUCAGUCAGUGUCACAAGCAAAGCCAGUAGUGACAACCCACAGUCCCCAGACACACCUGCAGCCUGACUCACAAGGCAGCACGCCUGCAGUCCCAUUUCAGAACGAAAGAUUAGACGGCAGUCUAUAUUGCUAGAAGGCCCGUCCACAAAGAUUUUAGUCGCUGAAAGGCAGUGCCAGUUUCCUCUUUGACUUUCUUUUAUUCAGCAAAAUUGUAGUUAUACAUUCUCCCCCACUGUGGGAAUUUCAUAAAGUUAUAUUUAUUUUGAAGAGGAAAAUAAUAUGGCCUUAAAUUUUUACAUGUUUUUCCAUUAGUUAGAGUGCUUAGGCCAAAAAUGGCUGCCCCCCACUGAUCAAAAUCACAACAGUUUUAUAGGUACUACUAGCAAAGUUCCAAAAGUCCAAAAUGGGAUGAAAUCACACACGUAAUAUUGUUUUCAAUAAAAUAUAUUUUCCUUGGCCCAUUCAUUAGAUCAUUUUAUGUGGGUAAUGUUCAACAUUAGGGCAUUAAAAAUUAAUCUGGUAGCUUUAACAACAUGGAGGCCUCUUCUCAAUGAGAGGUCUCUAGGGUGGAAGGCUGUAAUCUCCUGCACAGAAGGUAGUAGAUUGUGUAAGUCAAUCACCAAAGACUGAAAAAAAGGUCUGUUAUUCAACGUUAAAUGGCGUUCAUUUUGCACACAAGUAAAUUUUUACUUUAUGUUCAUCUAAUUCACAGUUCAAUGAGCUCUGCAUUCUAAGGCUUAGAACUGGCAAUUCUUAUGCAAAUUAUUUGCUUAAUUGAACCACUAAAGUUUUUCAUUAUGUCUAUUUGUUUGAUGAAAUAUUCCAGGUUGUUAUAAUUCAAAAUAAAGUUAAUA